This is a messenger RNA of Exaiptasia diaphana, 4159 nucleotides long. RefSeq lists its product as uncharacterized. The record is from RefSeq and is a predicted model, not a curated record. NCBI's taxonomy places the organism in Eukaryota, Metazoa, Cnidaria, Anthozoa, Actiniaria, Aiptasiidae. The transcript has 3 exons. The coding region runs from base 266 to 4159 and encodes 1297 amino acids.
GUUUAGAAGAUUCCUGUGUACUGGAGUAACGAGAAGGACUGGGUCGAAUUUUAGACAAAGUUUGUGCGCCAUAUUCAAAUAGGAUUUUUGCAGGGCAGAUUUCACUGAAAMAAUUCCUUCAAAUCUUCAACGUAAUGCUGCUGAAGUUAGCCCCAGAAGAUAUAAUGGUGACUUAUGUCUUGCAAUGAUUAUAUCUGAACAGUUUUGCUUUGGUUUACUGUCGUUAUUAUCGAUUUGUGACAUGGAUCUUUGGUAGUCUUACAAGAUGAAGAAACAAGCUGUGUGURGCACAAUAAAAAAGGACAACAACAACAAGGGAAAAGAUUACAGAAGAAGAACCAUCCAUGGAGCCUUUUCAAUACAAGAUAGURUGAUUCCCAAAACACCUCAGCUAAAUACAGCAAGGACUGUAAGAAAACCCCUACAGGUCGUGUCUGCAUCUAAAAGUUCGUGUAAUUUACUGUUUUCUGGAAAUGAAGCAGCAAAUCCCAGCGCUAAAAAAGAUACAAAAGUCCUUGAAUCWUUAGUAAAAUUUAAAAGUAAACUAUCAUUUGUGUCUGGCAAGGAAAGUAGCAGYCGUAAUAACAGUGCUGAUGGACAUGAAUCUUCUAAUGAACAAGAUUAUGCACCCUCUUAUGCCAUGGAUUAUCGAGAGAAUUCUGAGCAUUCAUCAAAUCUACAUUCAUUUGUAUCAAUGCGUAAAAGCAGGAAAUUAGACUUUGUUGUGAAGGAAUCAAACAAGUCAAAUGAAACUAAACCUAAAUCCCCACAACUAAACUCAGCUGAUUUAGAAGAUAAUCAAAGCUUAUAUGUUCCUACAGAAAAUAAUAAACUUAAAUCCCUGCAACCAAACUCGGCUGAUUUAGAAGAUAAUCAAAGCUUAUAUGUUCCUACAGAAAAUCAUGAUGACAAAAUGCAAAGGAAGGAAUUAAUCAGUGAAGCAAUGAAUCAUCCAGGAAUGGACAGUGAUUUGAAGUCCAAUACUUUUAACUGUCAUUCACCACCAAAUACAUCCAAACAAAGCAAUACAAACACAGUUGAAUCAAGGAAUCAUUUACAGUCAUCAAAUACAUGUAACCCACAUCAUUUACAGUCGUCAAAUACAUGUAACUCACCACUUGAUCUGAAUAUUAAGGACAUUCAUCAAACAACAGAAAUGCCGUCAAAACAGACUUCACACAGUAGCAUAGAUACCGGUAGUAGGGAUUUAAACCAUGAUUCUCCUUGUAAUAUGACAAGCUUGUCAAAACCUCUUGUACAGGUAGAAUCAAAUGAUGACACAACAAGCAAACCCAGUUUGAAGACAUUCAGAAGGUCAAAGAGUGGAACUUUGAGGAAAUCUCUACAGGAAACAAGGAUUUCAGCACUGAAGAAUACAAAAAAUCACACCUCAUCAAAGAAUAGUACUGCAAAACCUUCAUUACCAUCAUCAMCAAAGCAAGGAGAUGAACAACAGCUUCUUCUCAAAAGCCAGACAAGUAAAGACUGGAUGCAUUUGUUUGAGGAACCUUUUCCAAGAAGAUCUCCAAGACUGAGAACAGUAAACAACAAAGAAGACUAUGAUAACUUAUUAGAAAAUCUCUCCCCAUUAACAUCACGUGAAAACAACAGAAAAAGAAAGACAACUAGAACGUCUAGAGGACUCAAUUCAAAGAAUGUUCACAAUAUAAAUUCAAGGAAUUUCCUUGUUAGAGAUGAAGACAUUUCUGUAUCUACAAACAGCCAAAGCACACCAACRCUGGCAAUGCCUAACACAACCACACCAUACGUUGAUACACCAACAAUGGCAWUGCCUAACACAACCACACCAUGUAUUGGUACACCAACACUAAGAAUGCUUAAUGUAAUCCCACCAUGCAGUGAUACACAAAGAAAGCGCAAAUCUAGAGCAGGAUUAAAAAGAUCUAAGAAUAGUACAGAUUCUAGUCAAGAGUGCAAUAAGAAGACAAAGGAAGAUGGCGAAGAGGUGUCUAAAGACAAUAAUAUUGACAUAAUAGAUAAUGAAGAAAUUCACUUCCCUAAGCCUUCAAGAGAUCUCACCAAACCAGGAGGACCAUUUUAUGCUGUGAUAGACUUUUGUUUACCUGAUAAAGACUUUGUGAAGCUUAAACUUGCUAAGAUUAAGGGUGCACUGCACAUCAACAAAAUAUCACCCUGUGAAAUCAUUCCACAAAACACCUUGUCACAACCAGCAAUGAAACCAACCAAUGAACCAACCAAUGAACCAACCAAUGAACCAGCUAAUGAAAAGGUGAAACAUUCAUUGGAUGCAGCAGGCUACAUUGGAGAAAAGCAAUCAUGUUUACAAGAAAUGACUGUUGUAACCAGUGAUCCUUUAGAAGGUUUACAUAGCAAUUCUUACAGCUCAGAUUCUAUAAUUGCUCCUGCUUUGAAGUGUUCCAGCACCCAUGAUGUAGAGUCACUAGAUGGUGGCUUGACCAAGCUAUCCAGUGAUGUUGAUAAUAAAGUCUUUUCAGAUUCUAUUCUACAGCCAUUGUAUGGUACAAAGGUUCAGUCAGACGAUGGUUGUGGUGAUCUACAGCCAUUGUAUGGUACAAAGGUUCAGUCAGACGAUGGUUGUGGUGAUCUACAGCCAUUGUAUGGUACAAAGGUUCAGUCAGACGAUGGUUGUGGUGAUCUACAGCCAUUGUAUGGUACAAAGGUUCAGUCAGACGAUGGUUGUGGUGAUCUACAGCCAUUGUAUGGUACAAAGGUUCAGUCAGACGAUGGUUGUGGUGAUCUACAGCCAUUGUAUGGUACAAAGGUUCAGUCAGACGAUGGUUGUGGUGAUCUACAGCCAUUGUAUGGUACAAAGGUUCAGUCAGACGAUGGUUGUGGUGAUCUACAGCCAUUGUAUGGUACAAAGGUUCAGUCAGACGAUGGUUGUGGUGAAACAUCAUCUAGUGAUCAGACUUGUGACAUUAGUGACUCACAGAGUUUGUCAGAAUCAAUUUUUGAACCACUCACAGCCAUCCAUAACACCCAUGAAGAGAGCACUUUUAACAAGGCCAGUAAUACUUGUAAUGAACAGACUAAAAAGGUUCUCAAAGGCACAAGCAAUGAGAAUGUUGUAGUGAAUGAAGAAGAUGAAUCAAGUGGUCAUACUAAGAGGGGGAGGGAGAGGAGUGAUAAAGGGACUUGUGUGGAGAAGACAGAAUGUGUCCCUAGUAGUCUAGACUCACUCACACCAAGUCCAAAUGAAACUGUUCUCAAAGGYCUGUAUAGUAUGGAAAUAAACACUAGUCAACCAGCACAAAUCACAGAUUGUAGCCAUCCCUACCAGCCCUCUCCUCCAAAAACAAGCACAGAUAAGACUCCAAACAUUGAUAAUGACGGUGAUAUGAACAACGUGAACACAGUUCUUGCUGAAAGYAGCAGCACUAACGAUUCUUUUGAUCAGCCUUGUAUCAAUASUAGUUGUCAUGGAGAUGAUGCAGAUUGCCAUGGUGAUAAUAUAGAUUGUCACAGAAAUGAUGGUUAUCUUGAAGAACAAAGAAGCUGUCAUGGAGAUAAUUUUGCUUGUCAUGGAAAUGCUGAUGRAGCAAGUUAUAAACAAAAUAAUAGUCUAACCAGGAGUUCUAAUGAUGGCAUUCCAAUGAUCACUGAUGAUUUGAGUGGGGAUGUUGUACGUAAUUCCUGCACUGAAGGAAGUCAACAACCAUCAUGUACAGUGAUUGAUAUAAAUGUAUCAACAGAAUGUACUGUGGAUGCUACAACAUGCCAUAGUAACUCGUUUCCAUGGUUUCCAAACACUGAAGAGCCAAGUAACCAUCAUGGUGAUUCAUUUCCACUUUGUUCCAACACAGACAAGCUUGAUGUCAAUCAUUAYCCUCUAACUGUCGGCACCACACCAACUGACAAAGCAACGUGUAAAGAUAAUACAAUUUCCAGUGAUAAGGAUUUAAUAGUGGAAUGUACAGGUAAUAAUGAUGAUAAAUGUAUGGUACUUGGAUCUGAACCUCUCAAGCCAACCAAUGAUACAGACAUUGAUAAUGAUACAGACAGCCUACCGUACUGUAAACCAUGUCAUUCUGAAGCUAGUGAACCAUCCAUUGCUGACACAGCCACUCCUAGUGGUAAAGCACAAGCUCCUGAGGGUACAACUGUUGCUAUGGACACCAUGACACCAAUACUCAUGCAAGCUUGUCUACAGGUAUGA